AUGGGCAAGGAAAAGGCUCAAGGGCCUCUAGAGUACGAUCUAGAGGCCCCAGCGCACACGCUGCCAUUUGACGAUGUGCUUCGAAAGAUGGCAGUGAACCAAGAGUCUGGACUCUCCGAUAGCGAAGUCAAGAAGCGCAAGGACAUGUACGGGCUGAACCAACUCGACGAAGGCCCGGGCGUGCAGCCUUUCCGCAUUCUGGUCCACCAGGUGGCCAACGCGCUUACUUUGGUGCUCAUCAUGGCUAUGGUUGCCUCUUUUGCGAUCAAAUCCUGGAUUGAGGGCGGCGUCAUCACCUUUGUUAUCCUCUUGAACAUCAUCGUCGGAUUCUUCCAGGAGUUCAGUGCGGAGAAAACUCUGAGCAGCAUCCGAGCAUUAGGUUCGCCAACUGCUCGCGCUAUCCGCAAUGGACAGUCUGUUGUGGUCCCUACUAUCGAGCUCGUCCCAGGCGAUAUCGUUGAAUUGAUCACAGGAAACACGGUUCCAGCAGAUCUGAGACUGAUCGAGUGCGUGAACCUGGAAACAGAUGAAGCACUUUUGACUGGAGAAUCUCUUCCUGUGGCAAAAACGUCGCAUUCUACCUUUGACAAGGACAUGGGUGCGGGCGACCGCCUCAACAUCACUUUCAGCUCCUCUACUGUGACCAAAGGCCGCGCUAAGGGAAUCGUCAUCGCAAUCGGAAUGGGAACGGAAAUCGGGAAGAUCGCUGCGGCCUUGAAGAAGCAAGGCUCAAAGGUUAGAGCGGUGAAGCGCAAAGAAGAUGGUAGCGCGGGUUUCCAUCGUUACGUGCAGGCCUGGGCUCUCACGGGUGGCGACGCCAUGGGUCAUUUUCUGGGCAUCAACACAGGAACCCCGCUCCAAAAGAAGCUCUCGAAGCUCGCACUCUUGCUCUUCGGCAUCGCAUGCGUCUGUGCUCUCAUUGUUGAAGCAGCCAACAAGUUCAGCGGCAAGAACGAGGUUGUUAUCUAUGCUGUAGCCACAGGGCUCAGUAUGAUCCCAGCCAGUCUUAUCGUUGUGUUGACCAUCACAAUGGCGGUCGGCACAAAGCACAUGAGCCAGAGGAAUGUCAUCGUCAGGAAGCUUGACAGUCUCGAGGCGCUUGGUGCUGUGACUAAUAUCUGCUCGGACAAGACCGGAACGCUCACCCAAGGACGAAUGGUGGCGAAAGCCGCGUGGGUGGCAGGGCGAGGUACCUACAGCGUUGGAACCACUCGUGAACCGUUCGACCCAACCGAAGGCAGCAUCACGUAUCGUGAAGGUCCGCCGUGCGACCAGCGUGCAACUGAGACGGCUCUAGAUGCUUCACGCGUGCAGUCUGGCGCAGUAACCACUGAAGCCCCCACGACUGAGCGUUACAUGAACAUCGCAUCCAUGGCCAACGUUGCUCACGUACAGCUAAACGAGGGCAAGUGGACUGCGCGCGGAGACCCGACUGAAAUUGCGAUCCAGGUAUUUGCUUCGAGGUUCGGUUGGAAUCGCCAUGGCCUGGUAGGUGGCAACGACGACAGCGACACGGGAGCCUGGCACUGCCUGUCAGAGUACCCGUUCGAUUCCGAUACGAAGCGCAUGUCUGUCCUCUACGGUCGACGCAGCGGAGACCGCGAAAAGUACGCUUCACGUUGGGUUUUCACCAAGGGAGCUCUUGAGCGCGUCUUGCCUCUGUGCGUUUCGAUACAGGACGAGCAGGCAAACCCACGACCCAUGACAGACGCUGAUAAGAAGACCAUAAAUGACAGCGUUGACUAUCUUGCCAACCAAGGACUUCGCGUACUUUGUCUAGCAAGCACCGAGUGGACAGGUCCAGAACUCGCCGAUUACAGCGAUGUUAAACGUGCGGACGUCGAACAGCAGCUCACUUUCUGCGGAUUGGUUGGUCUUUAUGAUCCACCUCGUCCAGAGUCUGCGGAUGCUGUUGCGGCUUGUGCUCGCGCAAGCAUCAUCGUCCACAUGCUCACGGGCGAUCAUCCUGGAACAGCCACCGCCAUCGCGAAACAAGUCGGAAUCAUCCCCGAUCGUUACGAGCAUCUAGCUGCUGACGUAGCCAACGCAAUGGUCAUGACAGCCAUGCAAUUUGACAAGCUGACCGAUGAUGAAGUUGACGCUUUGCCCGUACUUCCACGCGUAAUUGCGCGAUGCACGCCCCAGACCAAAGUCCGAAUGAUUGAAGCUCUCCACCGUCGGGGCCGUUUCGCUGCGAUGACGGGUGACGGUGUCAACGACUCGCCGUCACUAGUGCGUUCAGAUGUUGGCAUCGCUAUGGGCCAAGCGGGCAGCGACGUGGCCAAGGAUGCUUCAGAUAUCAUUCUGACCGACGACAAUUUCGCUUCGAUUCUCAACGCUGUAGAGGAGGGCCGCCGGCUUUUCGACAACAUCAAGCGUUUUAUCCUCCAUGUGCUCGCUGAGAAUAUUGCGCAGGCCGCCACACUUCUUGUUGGUCUCGCUUUCAAGGACUCGGCAGGCAACUCAGUCUUCCCCCUAGCACCGGUCCAAAUUCUUUGGGUCAUCAUGGCCACCAGCGGCAUGCCCGAUAUGGGCUUGGGAAUGGAAGUUGCUGAGCCGAACAUUAUGAGCCGACCGCCUCACGACCUGAAGACGGGAGUGUUCAAUACCGAACUCAUUGUCGACAUGGUCGUGUAUGGAUGCUGGAUGGCAGCUCUAUGCCUGACGUCCUUCGUCCUCAUUGUCUUCGGCUUUGGCAAUGGAGACUUGGGCGAGAACUGCAAUAAUUCGUACUCCGAGCGCUGUGACCUCGUCUUCCGUGCACGCGCGACCACCUUUGUCUGUCUGACAUGGUUUGCGCUAUUCCUGGCGUGGGAAAUGGUCAACUUCCGCCGCUCAUUCUUCCGCCAGAAACCGCGCGACGCCAACUACCGCUGGUACCAUGUCUUCUAUUCCUGGUGGGAGGACAGCCGGAGCAACCCCUUCUUGUUCUGGGCCAUCAUCGCCGGUUUCGUUACUAUUUUCCCAACUUUGUAUAUCCCCGUCAUCAAUCAUGCCGUCUUCAAGCACGAAGGCAUCACAUGGGAAUGGGGAGUCGUUGUCGUCGAGGCUAUUCUCUUCUUCGCCGGCUGCGAAGCCUGGAAAUGGGCCAAGCGUAUCUUCUUCCGCAGACGUGCUCGGAAGCAGGGCGGAAGUGAUCCGCUCGAAGCCGUCCGUCCAUCAGGCAUGAGCAACACUAUCAACUCCGGCGAAGACACCAUGGACCAGUCUACCGUUGUUAACUCCACCUUCAACUCCACCUUUGGCAAGCAGAGUCAAUGA
Messenger RNA from Didymosphaeria variabile, 3261 nucleotides. Its product is annotated as P-type ATPase. Bases 1 to 3261 code for a protein of 1086 amino acids. Gene Ontology annotation, molecular function: ATP binding; ATP hydrolysis activity; P-type calcium transporter activity. Gene Ontology annotation, cellular component: plasma membrane. Gene Ontology annotation, biological process: intracellular calcium ion homeostasis; calcium ion transmembrane transport. Lineage: Eukaryota; Fungi; Ascomycota; Dothideomycetes; Pleosporales; Didymosphaeriaceae. The record is from RefSeq and is a predicted model, not a curated record. The transcript is spliced from 4 exons.